UUUUCAUUGAUUUGAAACAUGGCGUCUGAGGUUGAGGCGGGUAACGCUGCUACAACCGAGCCGGAGAGUGGAGAAGGGGAUGGUGCAUUUGGGGAACUACCCAUCAGCAUGGAUACUGAAUCUUCAAAUGGCAAAGAGGGAAUGGAGGCAGCCGGGGAAGGCUCUGAGGCAGCUGAUGCUCUGACUGGAUCAGGAGAUGAGGAGAGUGGGAGGCAACUGGGGGAGGUGGAGCUGCAGUGUGCCUUGUGUAUGAAGUGGUUCACUGCAGACACGUUUGCCAUCGACACCGUGACCUGUCUCCCCUUUAUGACUAAUUAUGUGUUUCACUGCAACGUGUGCCAUCACAGUGGUAACACAUACUUCCUGAGGAAACAAGCAAACCUGAAAGAGAUGUGUCUCACAGCCCUGGCAAACCUCACAUGGAGAUCCAGAUCACAAGACGAGCAUCCAAAGACCAUGUUCCCCAAAGACAAGGAUAUCAUACCAUUCAUUGACAAGUACUGGGAGUGCAUGACAACCCGUCAGAGACCAGGGAAGCUCACCUGGCCCAACAACAUAGUGAAAACAAUGAGCAAAGAGCGAGAUGUCUUUCUAGUGAAGGAACACCCUGACCCCGGCAGUAAAGACCCAGAGGAGGAGUACCCAAAAUUCGGCUUGUUGGACCAGGACCUGGGAACCAUUGGACCGUCAUAUGACACACAGAAACAGGCUACUGCUGCGCCUACGGCUGGUGGACUCAAUGGUGGAUCUGCUUUCUCAGGUGCUUUGGCCCCUGGUCCAGGAAAAGGCAGAGGAGCUAAACGUAAACAGCAGCAGCAACAGGAAGGCACAGCUGCCGGGGCAACCAAGAGAACCCGCAGUGAUCCUCUGUUCUCGGCCCAGCGCCUACCGCCUCAUGGUUACCCACUGGAGCACCCCUUCAAUAAAGACGGAUAUCGUUACAUCCUGGCAGAACCCGACCCUCAUGCUCCCGACCCAGAGAAGCUUGAGCUGGACUGCUGGGCUGGCAAGCCCAUACCUGGUGAUCUGUACAGGGCCUGUCUCUAUGAGAGGGUGCUGCUGGCCUUACAUGACAGAGCGCCUCAGUUGAAGAUCUCUGAUGACCGUCUGACAGUGACUGGAGAGAAGGGCUACUCCAUGGUGCGAGCAUCGCACGGCAUACGGAAAGGUUCCUGGUUCUUUGAGGUCUCUGUUGAUGACAUGCCUGCAGAGACCGCGGCUAGGCUUGGCUGGUCUCAACCACUCGGUAACUUGCAGGCACCUCUGGGUUAUGACAAGUUCAGCUACUCGUGGCGCAGUAAGAAGGGCACGCGGUUUCAUCAGUCCAUUGGAAAGCAUUAUUCCUCAGGAUACGGUCAAGGAGACACGCUGGGCUUCUUCAUAGAGCUGCCCGAUGGCACAGAGACAGCCAAGGCUCUGCCAGAUACAUACAAAGACAAGGCGCUAAUCAAGUUCAAGAGCUACCUGUACUUUGAGGAGAAGGACUAUGUGGACAAAGCAGAGAAAAGUCUCAAGUCAACGACUCCUACCAAGAUGAUUUUCUUUAAAAAUGGAGUGAGUCAAGGUGUUGCCUUUGAAAACCUGUUUGAAGGCAUCUACUUCCCCGCCAUCUCGCUCUACAAAAGCUGCACGGUUUCAGUCAAUUUUGGGCCACAUUUCAAAUAUCCGCCAAAGGACAUCAAGUAUCAGCCGAUGAGUGACAUGGGCUGGGGAGCUGUGAUCGAGCACACACUGUCUGACAUGCUGUACCACGUGGAGACCGAUGUGGACGGCCGACGCAGUCCUCCGUGGGAAGGAUGAAUCCGGCUUGAAUUCAGUAUACACCCUCCUCACGAAUCAAAACAUUGCUCCUCCUUCAAGUCGUAAAAUAAAAGCACCACACAAUGCCGUGAGCUAUGGUCCAUAAAUUAAAAUUAAUGAAAUUGCUUUUGAUGGACUUCUAUAUGUCAGCAAGCGUGCCAUCAGCCAACAACAAAAUGGGAUUAUCUUUGAGGCUCUGCUUAGAAAUAUAUGUACAUUUUGAAGUUCUUGUUAGAGACCGAACUGGGGGCCAGUUACAACACACAUGUUGAGUAUCAUGUUCCACCUCUAAUGUUCUGCGUUUAGCUGCGGCCCAAUAGACCCACAACAACAUUUCCCACAAUCAGUCUCUAGACUAGAGUUGAUUCUGCAGUCUUUAGUAUGGUCUGUCUUUUUGCUAAUUUUAUUUGUAUUGCAAUGUAUGUCAGUUAUUUACUGUUUUAUACUCUUGAGUUAAAUAAAAAUAAAUAAUACAAGGAC
This is a messenger RNA of Platichthys flesus (European flounder), 2280 nucleotides long. It is a transcript of the gene ash2l, whose product is annotated as ash2 like, histone lysine methyltransferase complex subunit. Gene Ontology annotation, molecular function: protein binding; transcription cis-regulatory region binding. Gene Ontology annotation, cellular component: Set1C/COMPASS complex. NCBI's taxonomy places the organism in Eukaryota, Metazoa, Chordata, Actinopteri, Pleuronectiformes, Pleuronectidae. The coding region runs from base 19 to 1800 and encodes 593 amino acids. The record is from RefSeq and is a predicted model, not a curated record. The transcript is spliced from 17 exons.